This is a messenger RNA of Toxotes jaculatrix (banded archerfish), 888 nucleotides long. RefSeq names its product PDZK1 interacting protein 1 (gene pdzk1ip1). The coding region runs from base 135 to 530 and encodes 131 amino acids. The record is from RefSeq and is a predicted model, not a curated record. The transcript has 5 exons. NCBI's taxonomy places the organism in Eukaryota, Metazoa, Chordata, Actinopteri, Toxotidae.
GGAGAGUUGGAUUGUACUGCAGAGGUGGUUUGACGUGUUGUACGUACUAUAGCAGCUGUGAAUCUGACUGCAGCCGUCCUCCUCUGUGAAGAAGCAAGAUAUAAACUGUUCAGAAGCCCCGCCUCCAAGACUUCAUGGGUUUUCAGGACUUUCUCUUUCAAUCAGAGCAGAUGGGAAGGAUGGGGAAACUCUCUGCAGUGAUUUCCUGCUUGUUGCUGACUUUGGAAGAGGUUACUUCCCAGACAGAUCAGACUCAGGUCAGCGAGCGUCUGCUGCCUCAGUGGCUCACAGGCAUCAUCGCUGUCGCCGGCUUCCUCUUUCUCACCUUUGUCGGCUUCCUGGUGAAAAAGGCGUGGUGUGAGGAGUCCAGAGGGAGGACCUCUGUGGAGUCAGGGAGAGAAAAUGAAUUGGUCAUGACCAACAGUACCAUCUAUGAGACCACCCUGGACAUGGUCAGGAGCAAAGAAGACAUGAACGCUUAUGACAACCUGGUGAUUGACAGCACUGAUGACAAAGUUACUCCCAUGUGACUCACCUGAACCAAUCCUAUUUGCUGUCUGAACGUCGUCCUCACCAGCUGUGGACAGAGAGACACAAAACAAACAGUUAUAUUUUAAUAGGAAACAUGUACAUUUACAGAUUAUGGUUGUUUUUUUUUGCCUUUUUUUAUAAAUGUUGUGUUUGUCUUGUCAUACCUAUUGUUCCAGGCGAGUGGAGCUUCAGAUAUCAUCCAUGUUGAAUAUACUUACUAAUAUCUGCUGUGACUGCAGCACAUUUCUAGAGAGAAAUCAGUUCAGUAUAAUAUUUCUAUCUUUUUAAAUCCUCAGUCAGUAAACGUGAGGAGCAUCUGUCUGUCCUGUGAUCUUUGUGCUGAUUAAUAAGUUAUCU